Penicillium antarcticum is the source of this 261-nucleotide messenger RNA. RefSeq lists its product as uncharacterized. The coding region runs from base 1 to 261 and encodes 86 amino acids. Lineage: Eukaryota; Fungi; Ascomycota; Eurotiomycetes; Eurotiales; Aspergillaceae. The transcript is spliced from 3 exons. The record is from RefSeq and is a predicted model, not a curated record.
AUGUCAAAAAUGGCAAUCUCUUUCAUCAAUCAGCCAAGUGGUCGAGCAGUAACUCGGUCAUUCAAUCUUCCUUGGUCUAGUGGUGAUGAUUUCCGCUUGUCAUUAACACCGAUAAGCGCGGGAGACCGGGGUUCGAUUCCCCGAGGGAGAGGUCAAGUGCAUUACCGGGCCUCUCCAUUCAUCAAGGCCGGCUGGCCCAAUGGCAAGGCGCUUGACUACGAAUCAAGAGAUUGCAGGUUCGACCCCUGCGUCGGUCAAUAA